Messenger RNA from Girardinichthys multiradiatus, 2437 nucleotides. RefSeq names its product nfe2 like bZIP transcription factor 2a (gene nfe2l2a). Bases 172 to 2034 code for a protein of 620 amino acids. The record is from RefSeq and is a predicted model, not a curated record. Gene Ontology annotation, biological process: regulation of transcription by RNA polymerase II; cellular response to oxidative stress. Gene Ontology annotation, cellular component: nucleus. Gene Ontology annotation, molecular function: RNA polymerase II cis-regulatory region sequence-specific DNA binding; DNA-binding transcription factor activity, RNA polymerase II-specific. The transcript has 5 exons. Lineage: Eukaryota; Metazoa; Chordata; Actinopteri; Cyprinodontiformes; Goodeidae.
ACGUUCUCAAGCUCUGGAGGAAGCAGGUUUCCCGAAAGUCAGCUGCGGCGGCCCCGGCGGACAGGACAGGGUCUAGACCGCUCGCCAUUUUGAACCUGGCCUUUGGGGAGUAAUACGCGUAUUUAUCACUCAUAAGGUUUUUUUUUUCUUUAUCAGAGAGGACAGCUCUCCAUGAUGAUGGAAAUGGAGGUGAUGCAUUCAACCCAGCAGGACAUGGACCUCAUAGACAUUCUGUGGAAUCAGGACAUUGAUCUUGGCGCCAGGCGCGAGGUGUUUGACAUUAACCACCGUCAGAAAGAGCAUGAGCUGCUGAAGCAGCGGAAGCUUGAGGAGGAGAAGAGGCUGAACCUGAUGCGGGAGCAGGAGAAGGCCCUGCUGGCGCAGCUGCAGCUGGAUGAGGAAACAGGAGAGUACAUACCCCGCCCACCACCCAGCACUCCUCUGCAGCCAGGUGUCACACCCCUGGAGGUUACUCAGAAUGGCGACUUCACGCAGGAGGCAGGUGACAGCAUGUCUUUUGAUGAGUGUUUGCAGCUGCUGGCAGAGACAUUUCCUGUAGAGCACACUCAGACUCCCUCAGUUUGCCUGGACACGCCUGCUGUUUCAGUACCCGCCAGCAGCAACAUGAUGAUGUCCCCAGAGCAGCCGGUUCUGUCCACAGCCACCCUCUCCUCAGGUCAGCCGACUCCGUCACAGGGGAUGUCUCCAGAUCUGGAGGAGGCCUGGAUGGAGCUUUUGUCCCUCCCUGAGCUGCAGCAAUGUCUGAACAUGCAAAUGGAAGACACACUGCAGACCACAACAUACCCUCUCCCAACCAGCGCUGAAGCACAGACUCCAAGUUAUCCUAACUAUCCCACAGUCCAAACUCCUAUUUUCAACCCCCUGACCAGCAUCAACAAUGUCAAAACAAACAAUCUGAAUGUUGGCCCCGCAGAGUUUAUGAAUACAUUUGAUGGCUCUCUUCCCACCGUGGCUCCAUCGGAUGCUUUCAGACAGAUGAAGGUAGAUGCCCCUCAGCUAGAUACAAGCUUCAGUGGAGAAGGUUUUGGUGGGGUGUUUUAUCCUAUAACCGAACAGGUUGAGUGCAGCAGUCGGCACGGCCAAGAAGAAAAUGAAAGAAUGUGUGACUCCCCAAGCAAAGCUGCCUUUACGCACAUGGACCUUUACAGCCUCUCCCCUGUAGAUUCGAUGGACAGAAGUAAACCGAAUCUGACAGCAGAACAUCUAGACUCGGAUUCGGGAGUCUCCACUAAUGGAAGUCCAAAUGCAAGGUCACCGGGCAUAUCUGUGUACGAAAGUGGGUCGUUUAGUUACAGUGAUUCAGAGAUGGAAGAGAUGGACCAGAACCCUGGCAGUGCAGAGUCAGACUACUCUGAGAUGUUCUCAUUGAAUUUUGAACCUGAUCACUUUAUGGCAUCAGAUCCGGCAUCAGAAGUGACUGGGCAGCCACAACAGCAGGAAAAGAAACCUAAACAACACAAGCUGGACAUAGCAGAGGAGAGGGGCCAUGACGACGCUCCCUUCACCAAAGACAAACCGAAAAAACGCUCUGUGCGUCUAACCAGAGACGAGCAGAGGGCCAAGGCCCUCAGCAUUCCUUUCACGGUCAACAUGAUAAUCAACCUGCCUGUUGAUGACUUCAACGAGCUGAUGUCUAAGCACCAACUGAACGAAGCCCAGUUGGCCCUGGUCCGCGACAUCCGCCGCCGGGGCAAGAACAAGGUGGCCGCACAGAACUGCCGCAAGCGCAAGAUGGAGAACAUCGUGGGCCUAGAGGGUGAACUGGACUCGCUGAAGGAGGAGCGAGAUCGCCUGCUGAAUGAGAAGAGCAAGAACACGAAGAGCCUGAAGGAAAUGAAGCAGCAACUCAACAGUUUGUAUCUGGAGGUCUUCAGCAUGCUGAGAGAUGAAAAGGGAAAUUCUUACUCUUCGUCGGACUACUCCCUGCAGCAGUCCACUGAUGGCAAUGUCUUCCUCGUCCCUCGCAUUAAAAAGACUUUCAAGAGCGAAAAAAAACACUUGUCUCAUCUGUAGCCUGGUACAGCAUCAUAAUAGGAUACUAUGCAAUAACUUUGUAUUCACUCAGCUUUAAACUUUAGCAGCUUGACAGAACGGUUGUAGUUUCUGCUUACUCCUCUUGAAUGUUGCAAUGGUUUUUGAUAUUUUACUUUUAUACUCUUACAUCCUCACAGAUUCUUUCACCAAUAUUUUGUAAAUAUAAACAUUAAGUGCUUUUGAGAUUAAGAUUGUUACUGUACCUGUGGGUGUGUGUGUAUAUAUAUAUAUAUAAAGUGUGUGUAUAUAAAUAUAGAUAUUUCUGUAUGCUCAUGAUUGUUUAAAUCAUUAUUUCUUUUAUAAUUUCCCUCUGACUUGAUGCCCAGCUUCUUUUUUAAAUCCUGUCUUCUAUGCUUUUAAAUAAACUAAAUACGAAAGUGUA